AUGGCUGAGAAACCAUCAUAUCUCACAACCAAGAUUGGCAAAUAUGCCCUGGGAGCGAAUCGAGGACCUCUGACCCAGGAGUAUGGAGACGAAUCUCAGGUCGCACAUGUCGAGCUGGCAGAUGCUAGCUCGCUAAAGGGCAGAGGGAAAAUGCGUCGGCACUGGACUCGGUUUUGGUGCUGUUACUUGAUCGGAGCCAUUAUCUUCUUAGCUAUUUUUCUACCACUGUUUUUCACUGUCGUCAUCCAAGCAAUUUCCCAGCGUGUGAUCGACAACGCAUCUCUCGUCCUAGUGGAAGCUAAGAUCAUGCAACCCCGGCCAGAAUCAGUCUUGCUCAGCAUCCAAACCGCACUCAAGCUCACCGUCGACGUCCCCGUGCGCCUUGACCCAAACGUUCUCCACUUAUUCAACAAUGACCAGCCGGGCAAUAGUACGUAUCUAAAGGUCUACAAUGAUGCUAUAGUUAUCAAUGGGAAUACGAGUAUUGGGGUUCAGAACCAGCCGAGUCCAGUGAAUCCCGAGCCAUGGAAGCAUUAUGUUCGCAGUGUGGUCUUCGAGCCACAUGCACCGCUGUCGGCUUUUGGAAAGACCAACAUAUACUUGGGCAAGCUGAAGAGCCAUAUCUCAAUGAAGAAGGACCUCCCUCAAAACACCCUCAAUUCAUUUGCAGGAUUUUCGAUCGACGACCCCAAAAUGCUUUUCCCACCGCGAGACGACGGGGUGAAUCUGGUUGCAAAUGCCACAUUACCCAAUCCAUCGGUCAUGACGAUCGAAAUUGGAACCAUAACCAUGGACUUAAAAAGCAAGGAUCUCGUAGUAGGGAAUGCAACCAUCAAGAACCUGACGUUGCGGCCCGGAAACCACUCAACACCACUUGAGGGGGUGGUGGAUAUGCAUACAAUUAUAGAGAAUCUUCUGCCUCUUCUACAGGCACAAGGAAGCUCCCUGCGGAAUGGGUAUCUUAGCCUCGAUGCUGUCACGCGAGAAGUGGUAUACGAUGGCGCUGUGAUCCCAUACUACACCGAAGUCAUGCAUGAUUUGGUCCUUUCGGCGAAGGUGCCCGUCAAUGACUUGCUCAUCAACUCAGUACAAGGGAUACUACAUGAUAACAGUUCCGAUCUUCAAUCUGUCCUGGCUGACAUCAGGGAUCGGAAUGAUACGAAGGGAGACACCCUAUCAAAAAUUGGUAUUGAGUUUCAGUGA
Molecule: messenger RNA, 1203 nt
Organism: Aspergillus alliaceus
Lineage: Eukaryota; Fungi; Ascomycota; Eurotiomycetes; Eurotiales; Aspergillaceae
Product: DUF3712 domain-containing protein
Exons: 4
Coding region: 1-1203 (400 amino acids)
Cellular component (GO): fungal-type vacuole membrane
Source: RefSeq, a predicted model, not a curated record